UUGUUAUUGACGCGCACAGCUCCUUUAAACAUGGGAGGAAAGUUGAGGGUGAAGUUCGCGAGCUUCUGAUAAACGGCUUUAGUUGCUUCGGGAGUAGCAAACUGUUCGUAAAUUGCGGACUCUAGGAAAGGCGGACAGAAAAAAAGUUCGAGCUUGGCCUCUAAAUAUGAAAGAAGUGGAUAUUUGUACGAACUUUACUAAAACGAGAACACCGGCUCAACGUCCAUUUUGAUUCCGAACACAAAGGCUUUCUUGUGCCUCUUUUCUUUUCGAAGCCGUCAUUGUUUUCACACCUGUGACAUGUCGGGAGCUCAUGAGGUAAACCGGAAACGGCGCCCCCCCAAGAUGUUCUUGCUCUCGACGGACUUGAGAGUCCAGGAUCAGGUGGACGGCACCAUUUGGCUGCAGCGGGGCAACAUUUGCCUGGAGCAGGAGUCGCAGAAGAGCAGAAGUGAAAAUGUGUGGGUGAAGGUCCUGGACAAUGGCGCCAUGGUUAAAAUAGAAAAGAAGCUGCUAGUGGAGGUACCAGCUGAGUUAGUGAGUCUCUUGGAGCCAGUCUCGGAUCCCGAAACUCGUCUGAAACUAUUAAACAACCCGGGGAAGUUGCAGUAUUAUGCCUCUUUGCCAGUCGGUACCCCUUUGUGGGUCCAGAUGGGCCAGUCAGAUGACCUUGUCGAGGCAGAGCUCAGGUACAUCGGCCCGUUGAACAGAGGAAGCAACGCUGUCUUUUUUGGGGUACAACUUAAGGGCUCAGCAGCAGGGAAAGGAGUGAGCAACGGUUCCUAUAAAGGUCAGAGAAUCUUCGUCUGCCCCGAUGCGUCUGCUCUCUUCGUUCCCGUGAGUCACGUCAGGGUCCGGCACUGGUCUCGUAACAAUGGCUCAGAACCACAGGAGAGACAUAGGGAAAAAGAGCACAGUCAUCGGAGCAGCAAUCCUUCCAGCAAUGGUCACAGCAACCAUCAGCCCAGCAACGGCCAACAUGUAGAGCGCUCCAGUCAUCAGCAGCAGAGUCGCCACAUAAGUUUUCUCCACCAUCAGCCCAGUACUUCUCAAUCGCAAUUCUUCGUCGCCAGAACAACAGAGUCCCAACAAUUCCAAAUCAGCCAGAGAGUCAGUUGUCAGCUGGAGGAUGUCGUGUGCCACGGUGAAGUGCGCUUCUGUGGUCUCCUGCCUGGUCGCUCCUCUUCUGGGACUUACGUUGGAAUCCUACUGGACACUCCUGAUGGUAACUGGGAUGGCAUCUACAAAGGGGAAAAACUCUGCUAUAUUCCGUCCCCCAUCUAUGGACUGCUGCUGCAUGUCAGCAAAGUCUCUCCAGAAGUCAAAUCCCACCGUCCGAGUGGUGUCGCCCAGAAGCCCAAAUCCAUUUUGAAACCUUCACAGCCCAUUGCAAAAUCAGUUCCUGUGUCUCCAACUAUGUCUGCUAUAAAGGUGGCUCUGAUGCCGCCGACCAAACCGGCAGCAAAGCCUCCUUUGGUGCAACCGAAGACCACUGUCCAACCUCCUCCUCUGCCACCUCCUAAACCUCACUUCUCAAAGCCUAACUUGACCCAGCUAGAGCACCAGCAGCAUGCCAAUGGAACACAUGAACUCCCCUCUCCACUGUGGUCACCAGACCGUGGUGAAAGCACCGGAGAAGAUGCUGAAGUCUUUUUGGAAGGGGAGUUUGAGGUUGGGUCCAUGGUAGAGGUCAAUGAUCCCCCUCUGUUUGGGGUCAUUCGAUGGAUUGGGCAAAUCAGUGGAAUAUCUGAACCAGUGGCUGGCAUCGAACUGGACCAGGAGCUGAGCGCAGGAACAGACGGGAGUUACCUCGGUGAGCGCCAUUUCCGUUGCCCUCCCAACAAGGGACUGUUUGUCAAGCUCAGAAACUGCAGGAGAGACUCCAGGUUCCCUGCUCCUGAGGCACCUGUCAAUCAGGUGGAGCGAUGCAACUCAAUAGCCUUUGCUGAGUGGGGCAGUGAGCGUGUGGAGGAUCACACUCCCCCUGUGGAUGGGGAUGAAGCGAGAGAACUCUAUGAGGGCUGGAAGAAGGGCAUCCAGGGUCACCUCAACUCUUGCUACCUGGAUGCUACUCUUUUCAGUCUGUUCUCCUGCUGCAGUUCAGCAGACUGGCUGUUGUUUUGGCCCACUGACCCCAAGACUGACCAAAAUUCCAGCCAGGCACAGGACCUGCUUCGCUGCGAGAUAGUCAACCCCCUGCGCAGGUCUGGCUACGUGUGUGCCAGCAAGACCAUGGCUUUACGACGCCUGCUGGAGGCUGCAAACAGUGACAUGGGCUUCACCAAUCAGGAGAAAGAUCCUGAGGAGUUCAUUAACAAGCUUUUCCAGCUGCUGAGAGUUGAGCCACUGCUCAAGAUAAGAUCGAUGACACGAGACCCACAAGAGUGUCACCUUUACCAGCUGUUUCCACCGUCUCUCCCAUCCUCUCCCUCACCCACGUCACCGUCCUCGCCUCAAAACUCACCCAUUCCUUUGCACUCGCCAUCCUCCAAUCAGAUGCGGGUUGCCAGUGUCCAGAAUCUGCUGGAGUCCUCCUUCCUUCAUGCUGGGCUGAAGUUUGUGGAGGCGCCGUCCUGCCUGUUGCUUCUCAUGCCCAGAUUUGGGAAGGACUUUAAAAUGUUUGAUGCCAUCUUACCAACGCUGACCCUGGACAUCACAGACCUGCUUGAUGACACUCUGAGGCAGUGCAGCAUCUGUCAGGCGGUGGCUGAAUGGGAGUGUUUCCAGUGUUAUGAAGACCUUGACAUCACUCCUGGUCAACUCAAACAAUACUGCAAGACCUGCAACACACAGGUCCACAGUCACAAGAAGAGAACUUCCCAUUCUCCUGUGGAGAUUGCUGUGCCUGAUGGGCAGUGGUCUGGCUCUCUGCCCUGUGCCCGCCAGCAAAUGUCUCUCUUUGCUGUGACCUGCAUUGAGACCAGUCACUAUGUGAGCUUUGUCAAGCAUGGACCCCUCCCUACCGACUGGCUGUUUUUUGACAGUAUGGCAGACAGAGAAGGAGGUGAGAAUGGUUUCAACGUCCCUCAGGUGAGGCCGUGUCCAGAGGUGGGACGUUACCUCAGUCUGUCGGAGGAUGACCUUGGCAGACUAAACCCCACCUCCUUAAAGGAGUCGGCACGUCGGCUGCUGUGCGACUCUUAUAUGUGUCUCUACCACAGUCCUGAGCUAAGCCUAUACAAGUGAGACAUGAACAACGUGGGACAAUCAGUCGGUGGAACUUGCAAAUGUGGACAAUUGAACAAAUGUGGAUGAAAUAAGACUUUGUUUGGACUAUGUGUCCCACUUAUUGGUCAAAGGUGCCUUUAAUGUGUAAUGCGUUUAACAUCUUUGAUUUAUUUACAUACAGGUUGUGCUGCUAUGUUUCUGUGCCUUUUUGUGCCAUUGUAAUGUCUAAACCUACUGAAGAGUUGUCUUUAUUUGAAAGUUUAUUUGUUUUCAUAUUCAGACAGUGUC
Molecule: messenger RNA, 3456 nt
Organism: Synchiropus splendidus (mandarinfish)
Lineage: Eukaryota; Metazoa; Chordata; Actinopteri; Syngnathiformes; Callionymidae
Gene: cyld3
Product: ubiquitin carboxyl-terminal hydrolase CYLD
Exons: 16
Coding region: 301-3186 (961 amino acids)
Biological process (GO): regulation of intrinsic apoptotic signaling pathway; positive regulation of extrinsic apoptotic signaling pathway; protein K63-linked deubiquitination
Cellular component (GO): cytosol
Molecular function (GO): K63-linked deubiquitinase activity; cysteine-type deubiquitinase activity
Source: RefSeq, a predicted model, not a curated record